Molecule: messenger RNA, 1596 nt
Organism: Maudiozyma saulgeensis
Lineage: Eukaryota; Fungi; Ascomycota; Saccharomycetes; Saccharomycetales; Saccharomycetaceae
Source: the annotation of a GenBank genome assembly
AUGUCACAGGUAGCUGCUGCAAGACCAUCGAACGCUACGUUUAAGAAUAAGGAGAAACCACAAGAGGUUCGUAGAGCUAAUAUCAUUGCUGCUCGUGCUGUGGCUGAUGCCAUCCGUACCUCAUUGGGUCCUAAAGGGAUGGACAAGAUGAUCAAGACAUCUCGUGGUGAAGUUAUUAUUUCCAAUGAUGGUCAUACUAUCUUAAGACAGAUGGCUAUCCUUCAUCCUGUGGCUAAGAUGUUAGUAGAAGUAUCUGCUGCUCAAGAUGCCGAAGCAGGUGAUGGUACUACUUCUGUAGUUAUUUUAACAGGUGCUUUAUUAGGUGCCGCUGAUAGAUUAUUGAACAAAGGGAUUCAUCCAACAAUUAUUGCAGAAUCUUUUCAAAGAGCAGCAAAAAGAUCUGUUGAAAUUUUAUUAGAGAUGUGUCAUAAAAUUUCUUUGAAUGAUAGAGAAGACUUAAUUCGUGCUACUACAACAUCUUUAAGUUCUAAGAUUGUAUCUCAAUAUUCUUCAUUUUUAGCACCUUUAACUGUUGAUGCUGUAUUGAAAGUAGCAAAUGAAGAUUCUACAAAUGUUGAUUUAUCAGAUAUUCGUUUAAUUAAGAAAGUUGGUGGUACUAUUGAAGAUACAGAAAUGGUUGAUGGUGUUGUAUUAACACAAAAUGCUAUUAAAUCUGCCGGUGGACCAAGUAGAAAAGAAAAGGCAAAGAUAGGGUUAAUUCAGUUUCAAAUAUCUCCACCAAAACCUGAUACAGAAAAUAAUAUUGUGGUUAAUGAUUAUAGACAAAUGGAUAAAAUUUUAAAAGAAGAAAGAGCUUAUCUUUUAAAUAUUUGUAAGAAAAUUAAGAAAGCUAAAUGUAAUGUAUUAUUAAUACAGAAAUCUAUUUUAAGAGAUGCAGUUAAUGAAUUAGCUUUACAUUUCUUAGCAAAGUUAGGUAUCCUUGUAGUAAAGGAUAUUGAAAGAGAAGAAGUUGAAUUUAUAUCUAAGAGUCUUGGUUGUAAACCUAUCUCUGAUGUUGAAUUAUUCACUGAAGAUAGACUAGGUUCUGCCGAUUUAAUUGAAGAAAUUGAUAGUGAUGGUUCUAAGAUUGUUAAAAUCACUGGUAUUAAAAACCCGGAAGCUAAACCAACUAUUUCUGUUAUUGUCCGUGGUGCAAACAAUAUGAUCUUAGAUGAGACUGAACGUUCAUUACAUGAUGCUCUUUGUGUUGUUCGUUGUUUAUUCAAGGAGAAAGGUUUAAUUGGAGGUGGUGGUGCUCCAGAAAUUGAAAUUGCUCGUAGAUUGACUAGAGAAGCACGUGAGUUGGAAGGUGUUGAAUCCUUUGUUUGGACCGAAUUUGCAGAAGCUUUAGAAGUUAUACCAACUACACUUGCAGAAAAUGCUGGUCUAAAUAGUAUUAAAGUGGUCACUGAAUUGCGUACAAAACAUGAAAACGGUGAAAUAAACGAUGGUAUCUCUGUGAGAAGAUCGGGUACUACAAACACAUAUGAAGAACAUAUCUUACAACCUGUGCUGGUUAGUACAAGUGCAAUCACUUUAGCAUCUGAAUGUGUUAAGUCCAUUCUACGUAUUGACGACAUUACAUUUAGUCGUUAA